Messenger RNA from Phoenix dactylifera (date palm), 1656 nucleotides. The record is from RefSeq and is a predicted model, not a curated record. NCBI's taxonomy places the organism in Eukaryota, Viridiplantae, Streptophyta, Magnoliopsida, Arecales, Arecaceae.
UCCCGCCACUCCCCUCCCUCUCCUCCCAGGAUUCUACCGGCCAUCCAAGAUCCGGCCCGCUAAAAACCUCACAUUCGUUUCUUAUCCUCACCGGCGGUGACCAGAAAUGUUCUGCCCGGAGCCGAGUCCCGGGGCUGAGCUUGCCCUGCUCGAGUCCAUCCGCCACCACCUCCUCGACGAGCCGGCGCCCCCGGCCGGGGUCCCGUCCACAGCGGUGGCCGCACCCCCUGUCUACUGCCGGAGCUCCAGCUUCGGCAGCCUCGUCGCCGACCAGUGGGGUGACCUCCCCUUCCGCCUCGACGACCCCGACGACAUGGUCGUCUACGGCGCCCUCCGCGACGCCUACUCCCACGGUUGGAAUCCCUCCGCCGGAGCCGGUAACGUCAUCGCCCCCCCCGCCGAAGCCGGUAACGUCAUCGCCGCCCCCACCGUCGUCGUCAAAUCGGAGCCCGUGACCGAGCUGCCGCCGGCGACGCCUGCGAUCCAGGCGCAUCCGGCGGCGCCGGCGCAGGCGAAGGGGAAGCACUACAGAGGGGUGAGGCAGCGGCCUUGGGGGAAAUUCGCGGCGGAGAUCAGGGAUCCGGCGAAGAACGGGGCGAGGGUAUGGCUGGGAACGUUCGAGACGGCGGAGGAGGCCGCCAUCGCCUAUGACAAGGCGGCCUACCGGAUGCGCGGCUCCCGCGCGCUGCUCAACUUCCCGCUCCGGAUCGGGUCAUCGGAGGCCGCAGCGGCGCCGGCGCCGGCGGUGGCGUCACCCUCGAAGAAGCGGGCCUCGCCGGAGCCCUCUUUCAGCUCUUCCGCCUCUUUCUCUCCCCGCUCCCCCUCGUCGUCGUCGUCGUCGUCGGAGAAGGCGUCGCCAAAGAGGAGGAAGAGAGGGGAGCCCGCGGCGUCGGUGAUGGCGAUGGCGAUGCCUCCGGUGGCGGCGGCGGCCUCCAUGCCUCCUCCUUCCUCUUCUCCGGUUCUGGUUUCGGUUCCGGUCCAGGCGCAGACCGGGCUGGGUUUCGGGAGCCGGCAGGAGGGUUUCGCGGCUGGGCCGGUCGUGCAACUGGCACGUGUAGGUCAGCUCUUGGUUAGUUAAUCAGUGGCAGCGUUAAAAAUCCGGAGUACGGUUGAAGCAGCGAAGAAGGGCCGGGUAAUUAGCGGCCAGAACAAGAGCUUUUCGAGUAAAUCGUGGAAAGUUGAGGGGGCAAAAAGGAUAAGAUGGAAAGGAGGUGGAAAGGAUGAAAGAAAGAGACCACUGGAAGGACUGUUCUGCUUCUACUUUGGAGGGGCAAAACAGAAGAUAUCUGUUUCUACGAUUUGGUGUAGUGGAUUUGGGGUUCUUGUGUGAUUUUUUUAAAUUAAACCUUCCAACUCUAUUGCAUAAACUAUGAAGAGUUCUAGAUGAUCUUCUUUAUUCUUUAGAGAAGGUUCCAUUUCUACAAGGGAUUUUUAAAGAAAGGUUUCUUGAAUGAUCCAGGUCUAAAUGGAUUUGGGCUACAAGCAUAGACCUAAUGAGAUCAGUAUUUAAAACUCUGAGGAUUCUAUCUAUUUAAUUUGCAAAGUCAAUAUGGUGACAGCCAUGUGAAUUGCCAUCAAAACAUGGGCAACGUAAUCUGAGAGCAUACAACUGGAUUGGAAUGGAAUUAUCAAGUAUCUAGAAGUUGGACUUCAAAA